Messenger RNA from Suillus paluster, 264 nucleotides. RefSeq lists its product as uncharacterized. The annotation marks the transcript as partial. Gene Ontology annotation, molecular function: serine-type carboxypeptidase activity. The transcript has 3 exons. Gene Ontology annotation, biological process: proteolysis. The record is from RefSeq and is a predicted model, not a curated record. Lineage: Eukaryota; Fungi; Basidiomycota; Agaricomycetes; Boletales; Suillaceae.
GUCUAUGCGUCAGUCCUAGCAAUGGAUUGGUAUGGCAAUGAGACGCUCCAUAAUACCCCAUUCACCAAUAUGACGAUUAAUGGCAAGCCCGUGGCGGCUGUGCAGAACGUUGGCAACUUCUCUUUCGCACGUGUGUAUGAAAGUGGACACGAAGUGCCUGCCUUCCAGCCCGAAGCAGCUUUGGAGAUUUUCUCGCAGGUUGUACGGAAGGAACAGCUUCACUCCGUUUAACGAACAGAUUCAGAUAGCGCACAUCGUGGCGGG